This is a messenger RNA of Actinia tenebrosa (Australian red waratah sea anemone), 1614 nucleotides long. Its product is annotated as homeobox protein ceh-30. Gene Ontology annotation, biological process: regulation of DNA-templated transcription. The record is from RefSeq and is a predicted model, not a curated record. Lineage: Eukaryota; Metazoa; Cnidaria; Anthozoa; Actiniaria; Actiniidae. Gene Ontology annotation, molecular function: DNA-binding transcription factor activity, RNA polymerase II-specific; DNA binding.
GUCACUUUACUUGUCGAUCACGCGGUCGCCGUCCAGUGAGUGGUUUCGCCUUGAACAAUACGUACAAAUAAGCAACGCCAUCUGCCUCACUGGCAUUACUCAUCUGACUAUAGACACUGACCCAACACAUCUGGAAGAGCGCGAACAUAUAGAAUAUACCAAUACAGUAUCGGACACAGGAGAUUCGGUGAUUCAACAUGUUUUACCAAGACUCUCUCUUGUACUAUCAUCCACAACAGCCGAGGUUCUUCGCGCCGCAUAACGCGAUGAUCCCACGAACGCCAUACCAGCCCAACCGUCCAUCAUCCUUCCUGAUUGAAAAUCUGUUGGAUCCACGUCCUUCUUGUAUGAUCCCACCUCGUCCAACCAUCUUCACGGAUCCUACUCCGUCCGUGUCGAGCUCGGAUUCAUUGGCUUUUAGUAUGCAGUCUAUACUAUCGAGAAGCCGAGAUGAAACUCCAGUUUAUCAAGAUCCCAGCCCAGAAGUGAUCAGACGACUCCCCGUGUAUUUUCGCGUCAAGCCAACAUUACGAACCCCUAGUGGAAGACGCUGUCGAAAAUCAAGAACAGUCUUUACAGACUUACAACUGCGCGUGCUGGAGAAAACAUUCUUUGAGCAGAAGUACUUGGAUACAACAAGCCGAGGAAAGCUUGCACAGACUUUAGGAUUAAACGAAACACAGGUUAAAACGUGGUUUCAAAAUAGAAGAAUGAAAUGGAAAAAGGAAACAGGAAAGGAAGAAUCGAAUAAGAGCGAUAAAGACACUGAAGAUAUUAUAAAAAUAGGAAAAAAUACAGAAAAAAGUGCGUUAAAGAAUACAAAAAACUGAUGCAAAUACGAACGCUAUAAUUUAGAAGAACUGAAUAUGAACGUGCAAGCGUCUCGAAAUCUCAAAAUCAUUUCUGGAAAGAAGUUCUUUUCUCUAUCUACUUUUAGGUAGAUUUGGGGCGUUGUUGUAAAUGCUUCUUCAAAGUCCAUUUUACGAUUGAAUUGCAAGUGUUUACUGAACAUAAACAGUUACUUUGAGACAUUAAAACACUACGAUUUAUUAAGCUUUUUGACUAAGAGAGACUGAAAAGAGUUAAGAUUCUAUUUUUUUCCGAUUCCGGUUCUAUUUCUUCACAAAAUGUCCAAUAAAACUGAGCGCGCAAGUCGGCAAUUGUUUUCCACUUCUUCAUACAAUUUUAAAUAGGAAUCUUUUUCUUUACGAGAUGAUGGUUUUUUAAGUGAAAGUAUCUUUUUACAGUGAAAGUGUGGUUAGUUAUUUCGAUGUGUGCGGCCAGCAGUUUUGACAGUCUGUUUGGUGUGAAGAUCCAGUAACUUAAAACGUGUCGCUAUCAUGUUAACUCUAUACUCACAGAACAAACACAACCUUAACUGACACUCAUAUCCUGAAUAAAAACAUUCACAUAAAUCCCAAACAUCUACUUUAAAUUCCUUUUUAAAUUCAACUCGAUUAAACCGUGUAAAUUGUACUCUAAAGCCGAGCUUAUAAACACGAAGACAUGCUGAUGAAGUACUCUGGAAAAAAGUGUAAAAGAUUUUUUACCUAUUCUACAUUUAAUUUGAAUAUUACAGUUGACAUUGUAAUAAAAAAGGACACUGAACAAAAA